This is a messenger RNA of Acanthopagrus latus (yellowfin seabream), 4836 nucleotides long. RefSeq names its product glutamate receptor, ionotropic, AMPA 4b (gene gria4b). The record is from RefSeq and is a predicted model, not a curated record. Gene Ontology annotation, cellular component: dendritic spine; AMPA glutamate receptor complex; postsynaptic membrane. Gene Ontology annotation, biological process: monoatomic ion transport; modulation of chemical synaptic transmission; synaptic transmission, glutamatergic. Lineage: Eukaryota; Metazoa; Chordata; Actinopteri; Spariformes; Sparidae. Gene Ontology annotation, molecular function: AMPA glutamate receptor activity; transmitter-gated monoatomic ion channel activity involved in regulation of postsynaptic membrane potential. Bases 1028 to 2332 code for a protein of 434 amino acids. The transcript has 10 exons.
AUUAAUUUUCAGAACCACAUCCUGCAGGGAAGAUUACAAACAAAACAAGACCGCGUGUCCUUAUUAAAGUUUUGCGCGUAAUUCCCACAUUUAACAAAACACCACACUGACCAUUAAAGCCAUAAAUCAGGGCUGUUCGGUUUAUUAAUGUGUUCUUUGGGGCAGUGGUCGCGCAGUACAUAUAACUGGAACCUAAUGACACAAGGCAGCCUGCUGUUAUGGUGAAAAAUGGCACACCACAACUGAGUGCAGGGCCAUUUUAAUCCCGCAAGAUAGAAGUUGACGCGCAGGGAGCGAGAGAUUGCAGCUUGUUUAUUAUAAUCUUAUUAACUGGCGGCAAUUAACGCGUUUUAUUGCACCUUUAAAACACGAGGCUGCGGUGCAGCAGGGAGAGAUCAUUUGUCACAGUCAGUCAGUCAGUCAGUCGCUGUGUAUGUUCACAUCAGCACAUCUGGAAGUUUUUUUUGUUUUUUUUUGUGUCAAACGAGCUGCGGGGACUUCGGUGCUGCUGAGCGGGCUGACUGACGCCCCUUCUGCGUUCCUGCUCGAGUAAAAAAAAAAAAAGAAAGAAAGAAAAGGAAAAAAAAAAGGCGCAUGUGUGUUAUUGCUGCGAUGCGAGUUUGAGCCGCAUCCAGACGCACUGGCCGCCGCUGGCUGAUGCUCUCUCUCCCCCCUCCUCCUCCUCCUCCUCCUCCCCUCCUCCACCUCCCCAUCUUGGUGGUGGCGGUGGUGUUGUGCGCAAAAUCUCCAGCGCCGGACGGACGGACGCAGUUUGACGGUACAAACGAGCAGCGGCUCUGCGGAGGGGGGGAUAUCCAAGAGAAGAAGAAGAAGACGGGAAAAAAAACAACAAAACAAGAAGCCAUCCAAAAAAAGCAGAUAUGGAUAUUUAACGGGCAUUUGGGUUUUUUUUUUUUCUUUCUCUCUCUGUUUUUUCCCCCCCCCACUGCCCCGUGAUGUUCCUCUCGCCCCGGGGGUGUUAAUUAAACCUGCUCGAUGUCUCUCAUCAGUUUAUAACCGGAACAAAAUGAGGAUUUCUUCUGGCGACUGGUUUCUGUUGAUAUUCUCGGGCUUCUGGGGACUGGCGAUGGGUGCUUUCCCGAGCAGCGUUCAGAUCGGUGGUCUGUUCAUCAGAAACACUGAUCAGGAGUACACUGCCUUUCGUUUGGCAAUCUUCCUGCACAACACCAGCCCGAACGCCUCGGAAGCCCCGUUCAACCUGGUGCCUCACGUGGACAACAUCGAGACGGCCAACAGCUUCGCCGUCACCAAUGCCUUUUGCUCGCAGUACUCCCGCGGUGUCUUCGCCAUCUUCGGCCUGUACGACAAGCGCUCCGUCCACACGUUGACAUCUUUCUGCAGCGCCCUGCACAUCUCCCUCAUCACGCCCAGCUUCCCCACCGAGGGCGAGAGCCAGUUCACCCUGCAGCUCCGGCCGUCCAUCAGGGGGGCUCUGCUGUCCCUCCUCGACCACUACGACUGGAACAAGUUCGUCUUCCUCUACGACACCGACCGAGGAUACGCCAUCCUGCAGGCCAUCAUGGAGAAGGCAGGACAGAACAACUGGCAGGUCAGUGCCAUCUGCGUCGAAAACUUCAAUGAUGCCAAUUACAGACGACUGCUGGAGGAUCUGGACCGGAGACAGGAGAAGAAGUUUGUGAUCGACCUUGAGGCAGAGAGACUGCAGAACAUGCUGGAACAGAUUGUCAGUGUCGGGAAACAUGUCAAAGGCUACCAUUACAUCAUGGCCAACCUGGGUUUUAAGGACAUCAACCUGGAGCGCUUCAUGCACGGCGGAGCCAACGUUACAGGCUUCCAGCUGGUUGACUUCAGCAACCCCAUGGUAAUCAAACUGAUGCAGCGCUGGAACAAGCUCGAUCAAAGGGAGUACCCUGGCUCGGAUGCCCCACCCAAGUACACCUCAGCGCUGACGUACGACGGGGUGAUGGUGAUGGCCGAGGCGUUCAGGAACCUGCGCAGGCAGAAGGUGGACAUCUCCAGACGGGGGAACGCUGGCGACUGCCUCGCCAACCCUGCCGCUCCGUGGAACCAAGGCAUCGACAUGGAACGCACUCUCAAACAGGUCCGGUUGCAGGGAUUAACAGGUAAUGUCCAGUUUGACCACUAUGGCCGCAGGGUCAACUACACAAUGGACGUGUUUGAACUGAAGAAUAAUGGACCCCGACGGAUUGGCUACUGGAACGACAAGGACAAACUGGUUCUGAUCCAGGACUCGCCGCUGCUUCCAAACGACACGUCUGGCAUGGAAAACCGCACAGUUGUAGUCACUACCAUCAUGCCCCUGAUGAGGAACCCCAUUUUAAGAAACUGAGCCCCAGUUGGUGGACGCGAGCAGGAUAUGAAAAGCCCUUUAAUGGCAGAGUGACGGACACAACAACCCGAGCCAAAAUGAAGCCCUAAAGACUCUGGGCGAGAGGAGAGACACGGCACCUAUGUUAAUGGACACCCUGUUCAGAAAGCUGAACAAGAAAUGGAGCCACUCAGAGCCGUAAUGGAGCCCCUCGAGAGGAAAAUGAAAUGCAAAUGGAGGGAAAAAGUCUCUUUUAAGGACGUGGAUGGACACCCAUUGGGGCUAAAAUGCUCCUAAAAGCACAGUGUCUGUUUACUAGCAAGCUCCCACUACACCUGUUUGUGUGUGUUAGACUCAUACAUUGUCAUGCCCGGUGUGUUUGUGUGGCCAAUCACAGCUUGAAUCCCAUCCUGGUUCCUCGAUGAUCUAUGGACCCUGAACUAUAAAGCGCGGCGCUAGUAGGAUGUUGAAUGUACAUUAUGUCUAACUGAGUUCCUCUUUGCUCUAAAUCUGUCACUUUCUCCGUCUACCUGCUCCAGUGUGCAGUACAUUACACACUCUGAGGGCUUCCUGUAAGCUUUAAAACAGCUUAGAAAGGCUAAUGCGCUCAUAAUCAUCCAAGUUCAUAUCCAUCACGCUUUUAUGCAGCAUGAUAUUAUAGGUACAUUGUGACGGCUGCCUUUCACUCCCGCUUUAAAUGUUUGUCAGAGUAAUGUUUGUUUAGCAUAAACUUAAUGAAGUGUCUCAGUGUUAUAUUACAUCACAGCUGCCUGCGUGUCGUACCUACUUGUAGGGAGCCGCUGUGAAGGAGCAGUUGAACAUGUCUAGAAAUCAGCUUGGGUUUCGGUUUGAACUGCAGUGAGAUCCGCUGUAUCUGGCUGUAGAUUUAGAGGCAAAUAGUAGCUCUCAGCAAAACAUACCCCAGUGCUUCUCUUCACUUGAACUUUAAAAGAUCCUUGUAAGGCUUUUGCACUAAAACAAAAACAAAAGAAGAAGUGGUGAUGACCGUAUAGAUUUUCUGUCACGUUUUCGUCAACGCGGGAUGUAAGUUUAAGCUCAUACAAAGAAUUCAGGAGGGCAGAGGGCAGAGCAUCAGGCCACGUGUGUUUUGUUUUGGCGCCACACUGGAGUUCUGCACAAAUCUGACACAGAGAACCCAAAGCCAGAUCAGAGCUGCACCAAUCAAACCUGACCUGACUGAAAUCGGCAAGAAGUAACAAGUAUGAGACCUGAACCUUAACCCGCGACUAUGAUUUUGGAAUUGUGUUUGAUGGAUUUCAUUGAAAAUGUGUAUAGUUAUCAUCUGUCUUUGGUUUUAGGGUCUAUAUGACAUCUCAGGCCAAAGCUGCCUGGAGGUUGGCGCAUUAACAGUGAAGCUCCCAAAGACAAGCCCAAGACAAGACAAGUUUAAGUGCUGUCUUAUUGGCAGGAGGAGGCUGGAAGCUUUGAUGAAGUGGAGUCUUGGCUCUAAACCCCUCCAUUGCACUUUAAACCUGGAACACUGUCAGUCUGCCAAAGGGCAAGAGGUACAGUACAGUACAGUCACAGUCCUGCUGUUUUUAGAGCUUUGUUCAAGGAAGUCCUAGGAAGAUGGACAUGGCUGGAUUUUGUGGGUAGAUAUUGUUCUGGCAAACUAAAUAGCUGUUUUGUCAAAAUAUUGGUCAUCAUAUGAAUAGAUUUGUUCUCGUUACACUCACAUAUUUCCUCUUAUUUAAAAUUGCUUUUAGGCACAAACAGAAAUCUCUAGUGGUGCACGUGCAAAUAAUGAACAAGGGGAACAUUUUUGUUUUUUGUUUGUAUUUUGUCGGCAGUAACUUUGAGUAUUUCAUCAUGAUUAUUAAAUGUUCAGAUCUCCAACGGCAGGACAACUUUAUGCUCCAAGUACUUCUUUGUACUCUUGAUCAACAUUUCUAUGAACGAAAGUUCCAUUUGGGGACAUUCAUUUAGCUAGUAAUCAAGUUUCAACAUUUGUCAAGUAGAAAUAAAUAUUUACAAAACAUUUCAUGCAGUAAGAGGGUUCGCUAAGUCCAAAAAUUAUUGUAGUACAUCUAAAAAAAAAGCAGAGACAGAACAAAAACGUUGAAGUGGUUUAUACAUCAGUGUGGUCGUUUUUUCACCAAAGUCUAAAAAUUGUGCUUUGAUUCUCAAUUUUACUCAUGUUUUGAUUGCUGCAGUGACAAGUGACAAGGGUAGACUCCUCCAAGUGUGCAGGUUGCAUGUGAGGUUGAGGCUCAACUACAAUACCAGCAUUCAGUAAAGCGCCAAGGUGAAAUAAAACCCUUGACAAGACUUUGCAGCCCUGCAGCAUCCACUCAAGGGCACUUCAUGUGAAAAAAAGGACAGUGGACAUUUGCGAACAUGUUUUGUAUUUAUGCUGCCCCUUUUUAAAUGUCAUACAGCUGCGCCGAAUUCAAUAAAAAUGUAAUUAGAGCCUCAAGCGGCUCCUGAUGACCGAGACCUAGAAAUGAGUCGCUUACUGAAAAGGGUUACUGUGUGUUUGCUUCAUAAAAUCAUGUUUAUCUGGU